Molecule: messenger RNA, 1047 nt
Organism: Ambispora gerdemannii
Lineage: Eukaryota; Fungi; Glomeromycota; Glomeromycetes; Archaeosporales; Ambisporaceae
Source: the annotation of a GenBank genome assembly
AUGCAUCAUAUUCCACAUCAUCAGCAUCGUCAGCCCCAUCAACAUCAUCUUAAUCAUCAUCUCAAUCAACAGUCACCACAACAAUCGCUUUCACCUCCAUCUCCAACGAAUCAUAAUACAUCACAGUCAUCAGCACUUCCAAUCAAUAGUCAUAAUAAUAGUAGGAGCGGUAAUAAUCAUCAUCAUCAUCAUAGCAAUGCUAUUAGAAUUCUUCCUAAGCAAACACAUCUUCCGACGACUUCAGUAUUUGCUGUUACCAAGAUACCGUCUGAUUCUGCAUCAUCAACUAACGGGGGAUUAAACAAUUCAGGAUCAAAUGCACGCACCACAGCUGACGAACGUGAAUUAGCACGAAAAGUCUCACAUUCAGCGAUAGAAAGAAGGCGACGUGAACGUAUUAACGACAAGAUCAUGCAGCUUAAAGAAUUAAUACCAAUUUGUGCAGAUCAAGAUCAUUUGCAUAAGUUAACUGAAGAACGUCGUGUAGUAAAACGUUCUAAAUUCGAUCGAUAUGAUAUUAUACCACCCUCUAAAUCCACACCAGCAGUAAGUGAAUCAUGCGAUAAUGAGUAUCGUAGAAAACGAAGUUCAGUUUCCACGCCUUCCACGAUAACUCCUGCUGGUAAUGAUUCACAAAGAAGAAAUUCGAUGCAACUUUCGAUCAGUACGACACCCAACAGCAACAUCAACAAUAAAACUCCAAGUGUUUCAAGUUCAGCAACAUCACCAACAACAUCUUCAAUUGAAGAAACGAAUACUCUAAAAGAGAAUCCGCAACAAAAAAAAACCUGUGAUGCUGAGACGCAAACAAUUUUGGAAUUGAAUGACAUGACGAAUAACGCGAAUAAUAGUUGCGGUAGUAGUAGCACUACAUCAACAACCACUCAGGAUGAUGAAAGCUUAUGGGAUGAGGAGGUAGCUGAUCAGAAAAAUGAAGUUAUCGAGAUGGAAAUAGUUUAUGGGCAAGAUGACGAACAAAAGCUUAAUGAUAAAUUGGAAGAAGAGAUGCCGAAACGUGGAAUGAAUGUUCAGCUUUUAUUAUGCUAA